Molecule: messenger RNA, 967 nt
Organism: Moneuplotes crassus
Lineage: Eukaryota; Ciliophora; Spirotrichea; Euplotida; Euplotidae
Source: the annotation of a GenBank genome assembly
AUUUGAGGGAAAAUGAGACUUAACUUCACAAUUAGCUCUACAAACGCGAUUGCUUUAGCAAAGAUGCUUUCAUAUGCCAAAAAUCUCUGGAAAAAGGGAGAACUAAUCUAUCUCUAUUGUAAAGAUGACUCGAUCCAGUUCUAUCCUGAUCCCGGAGAUAUCUCUGAUAAUAUCUAUGGAAAAAUUGAACUUUACCCAAUUACCAAAGAAGAUGACCCUGAUCGAUUGGGAUUCAUGAAGGAGUUCGAAAUUAAGUCAAAAGCUCCUGAGUCAAAAAUUCUGCUAUGAUUCCACAACUUCGGUCAAUUCUUCGAUGUAAUCAGGUCAUUUUCAGCUUAUGGAAAUGAUAUCAGCUUCAGUCUGAAAUAAAGAAGUUGACAGAGAAGUAGAAAUCUUCAGAGUCAGAUGUAAAAGCGAUAAUUCUGAUGAUGAGAUCUUUGACAAAGUUCAAGUAGAAGUCUGUCAAUACGAGCUUGAUACUAAGAGUCCAAAAGAGAUCAAACAGAAAGAGACCAUGAUAAUUUUGAAUGAGAUGGAAACUUCAAUAUUCUUUACUAAUUUCUAUGAGAAAAUAUCUACUCUCUUUCCGUUAUUUGCGCACUCUGAAUAUAAUGGCGACUGAGUAGCUCUGACAUUCUCCAUCCUUGAGCCAGAGGAUGAAGAGAAGACCUCUUUACAGAUUACUCUAGAUAUGGGCGGAUAUGAAUCCAAGAACGAGAUAAAAGUCCCUAAGAUUGAUGAUGCUCUACAUCCUUCUGUCAUCAAAAUUUCAGAUGACUAUAACCUAGGGGAUGAAAUUUCUACCAAAGUGGGAUAUGCUCAUUUUCUAAAAAUGUUUAAAAUCGUUAGAUGCAAGGGCACUAUGAUGAUUGAGAUAACAGACCAAGACUCCAUAGCACUCAAUUAUGACUUUGAAGAUUGCAAGUCAGCCAAGAUUUAUGUAACUUGUACAGGAGUUAUUGAGUAA